AUGGAACCUAUACCACCAACUUGCUCUGUUCCGCCCGACCCAGAUAUCAGUGGACCUGGUAUUCGUAUAACCGUCGCCUUUCUUCCUGCCAUCGGUGUUGUAUUCGCCAUACUUCUAAACAUUUACCGAAUUACCCUACGUAUCCUAAAGCGGCAAUUCGCUCCCCCGCUUGUACUCGUCAAAGUCGCAGAAGUUUUUGAAGAAGCCAACAAUGUUCAGCUUGGACUGGCGAUUGUUUACUGUUUUGUAUCCCUUACUAUCAUCCAUCGAAUAGACGCCUUUCAUCUUCGAUUUCUUCUAGACCAAGCAAUCCUAUCCGGUCUUUCAAAGUCUCUAGCAAAAGACAUUCUCCGCACUGUUAAAGUCGAGCAGACUGUCUCGAGCCUGAGGGCCAACGUCAAAUUCUGGAAAGAUGCUAUCUUACACUUUAUUCUCUCAGUCCUGUAUCUUACCAAUGGAGUUAUAUUCCUUCUCAAGCUCCGAAACCUGUGGCAAUCCAACUCGGCAUGUUUCCACAAGCUUUUCUACUCCGACACCAUACCCAUUUCCAUUCUCCUUGGCGUCAUCGUCAUCUCGGUUCAAAUCAGAUCUAUGAUUCCUCCUCGAUCAGGUCCAGAGUCACGCUUCAAGAAGUGGUCGCGAUUGUUAAUCGUGAGUUUCUUAACACCGAGUUGCAUGAUACUUGUUGGCGUGUUUGAUGUUAUCAAUUAUGAGGCUUCGAAGAUGUUUCUUGCAGACACGGAGUCGAGAUGGGGUAUUGGGCAGGUUUUACCUCCGCUCUUUUUGGGCGUUCAAGUUGUUGGGCUGAUAUGGAGAGCUUGGGGAGUUGUGUGGGGGGAGAUGAUCGCUGGCUAUAUACUGGCUCGGCAGCUUUGA
This is a messenger RNA of Glarea lozoyensis ATCC 20868, 876 nucleotides long. RefSeq lists its product as uncharacterized. Bases 1 to 876 code for a protein of 291 amino acids. The record is from RefSeq and is a predicted model, not a curated record. Lineage: Eukaryota; Fungi; Ascomycota; Leotiomycetes; Helotiales; Helotiaceae. The transcript is spliced from 2 exons.